Molecule: messenger RNA, 1697 nt
Organism: Clarias gariepinus (North African catfish)
Lineage: Eukaryota; Metazoa; Chordata; Actinopteri; Siluriformes; Clariidae
Gene: agxta
Product: alanine--glyoxylate and serine--pyruvate aminotransferase a
Exons: 11
Coding region: 255-1430 (391 amino acids)
Cellular component (GO): peroxisome
Molecular function (GO): L-serine:pyruvate transaminase activity; L-alanine:glyoxylate transaminase activity
Source: RefSeq, a predicted model, not a curated record
UAGCUUGUAACAUCAUAACAUUUUAUGAUUAUAAAACUAGAAUUUAUUACCUUCUUUACUUUUUUCUUUAUUUAUCUUUACACUUGUUAUGCAAAUGAUCACAGUGCAUAAAUUUGGAUCGUGGGGUUUCGUCACUUCCCACUGAAAUCUGUGGACUUGUAGACCUUUGGUCUUCUGUACUCACUUACACACUUCUCUGCUUUAUUGCUUCUUUCUGUAGUCACGUUAAAGCAGCUGCUCUUUGUCUCUUCAGUAUGUCGUCUCUUUCAGUCCAACCACCACAAUGUCUCUUACAACCUGUUGUGGUUCCACACCGGCUUCUGCUGGGACCGGGACCCUCCAACGUGCCCGCUCGGAUUGUGACAGCUACGUGCCAACCGAUGUUGGGACACCUGCACCCUGAAACUAUAGAGAUUAUGGAUCAGAUAAAGAGUGGAAUCAAGUAUGCGUUUCAGACUCAGAACCGCAUGACUCUGGCAGUGAGUGGGCCGGGUCAUGCAGCUAUGGAGUGUGCUAUCUUUAAUUCAGUGGAGCCUGGAGAGAGUGUGCUCAUUGCAGUUAAUGGUAUCUGGGGGGAGAGGGCUGCAGAAAUUGCACAAAGAAUAGGUGCUAAAGUCAAUACUAUUGUAACCUCAGCUGGCAGGUACUUCACAAACAGUGAAAUAGAGCAGGCAUUAGCUAAAUAUAAGCCAGUUCUGUUCUUUCUCACACAUGGAGAGUCUUCUACAGGAGUGUUGCACCCAAUAGAUGGCAUUGGCGAGCUCUGUCACGAGUAUGAUAGCUUGUUCUUGGUUGAUUCUGUUGCAGCACUCGGUGGUAGUCCAAUUUACAUGGACAAACAAGCUAUUGACAUUUUGUACACUGGCUCUCAGAAGGUCCUAAAUGCACCUCCAGGAACUGCCCCAAUCUCCUUCAGUGAGAGAGCAUGCCAUAAAAUCUUCAGCAGGAAGACAAAACCGGUAUCCUAUUUCCUGGACCUAAGCUGGCUAGCCACUUAUUGGGGAUGUGAUGAAAAACCUGCUCGAAUUUAUCAUCACACUGGUCCUGUAACUGCAUUAUACAGUCUAAGAGAGGGCCUUGCCAUUCUGGCAGAGAUGGGGCUUGAAAAAUCAUGGAAACGACACAAAGAAGUGGCUGAGUUCUUCCAUACAGGCCUAGAGAAGAUGGGUCUCAAGCUGUUUGUGGAGGAGAAGAAAGCUAGACUGCCUACAGUUACCACAAUAGUAGCACCACCCGGCUAUGACUGGAAAGAGAUUACAGGUUUCAUCAUGAGGAAUUACAGUAUAGAGAUCUCUGGAGGUCUCGGGCCAUCAGUCGGCAUGGUCCUGCGUGUGGGUCUGAUGGGCUGUAACAGCAACAAGGACCAUGUGGACAUGAUUUUAGAGGCUCUUUCUGAUGCACUGAAACACUGCCAUAAGAGCAAAGUAUAACAACACAGUUUGUGUGGCAUUACUGUAUAAAUAGAUACUGUCUUAAAAGGGUACUCUUAAUUUGAAAUCAUAACUAAAGCAACAGUAAAGUGAUUUUUGCUCCAUUGGACAUUAUUGUGACUAUGGUGACUAUUUGGAGUUGUGUCAGUAAGUACUGAUUUAUAAAUAAAAUAGUUUCUCUAAUAAUGGCUUUACUUUACUGGAACAAAAAUUAUAUCAUUUUUUUUUUUAAUUGGUCAGUAUCUAUAUUGAAUACCUGUUACAAUA